Messenger RNA from Lolium perenne, 764 nucleotides. RefSeq names its product mitochondrial import inner membrane translocase subunit TIM14-2. NCBI's taxonomy places the organism in Eukaryota, Viridiplantae, Streptophyta, Magnoliopsida, Poales, Poaceae. Gene Ontology annotation, biological process: protein import into mitochondrial matrix. The record is from RefSeq and is a predicted model, not a curated record. Gene Ontology annotation, cellular component: PAM complex, Tim23 associated import motor. Gene Ontology annotation, molecular function: ATPase activator activity.
UCCUUCUUCGGCUCAGUUCGUGGGGCCCUGGCACGGCCCAGCCCAAGUAGGGUUCCGUCUUCCAUGAUCCAUCCAUCCCUCCGCCGCGAAGCUUCUACUGCCUCCGACGACGCCGGCCUCCUCUCCGUCGAUCUCCGAAGCCCUAGCGCCGUCCGUUUCCGCGCCUGCGUGUAGCCACCCGCUGGUCACGUCCCCUGUGCCCUCCCUCCCGCAACAACUCGCCGGAUUUACUGGUCGGGGAAAUGGCCACAGCACUCAUUGCUGGACUCGCGGUUGCUGGUGCUGCUCUUGCGGGCAGAUAUAGCAUCCAGGCUUGGCAUGCUUACAAGGCAAGGCCCAUAGUCCCAAGGAUGCGUAAAUUCUACGAAGGUGGAUUUCAAGCUACAAUGACCCGAAGGGAAGCUGGUCUAAUCCUGGGUAUCAGGGAAAACGUCCGUCCUGAUAAGGUAAAAGAGGCACAUAAGAGGGUCAUGGUUGCCAACCAUCCGGAUGCGGGUGGAAGCCAUUACCUCGCGUCGAAGAUCAACGAGGCGAAAGAUGUUCUGCUAGGGAAAACAAAAGGAGGUGGUUCAGCCUUCUGAUUCUAUAGUACUUGCUCCUCCGAUGUUAGGUUCUGGAUAAUGAAUCUUAGGUAGACAAGGGUCAUUUCACUGUUUGACACUCCAAGAUCCAGUUGUGCUGUGCCCGCUAGCUGUGGAGCAACUGGUGUACAUGAAGUUGCUCUGUGUUGAGAUUUGCAUGAUAUUCUUGCUUAUUUAUCUGCC